Entelurus aequoreus (snake pipefish) is the source of this 2708-nucleotide messenger RNA. RefSeq names its product AT-rich interactive domain-containing protein 1A-like. Lineage: Eukaryota; Metazoa; Chordata; Actinopteri; Syngnathiformes; Syngnathidae. Gene Ontology annotation, molecular function: acrosin binding; structural constituent of egg coat. Gene Ontology annotation, cellular component: egg coat. The transcript is spliced from 8 exons. The record is from RefSeq and is a predicted model, not a curated record. Bases 26 to 2614 code for a protein of 862 amino acids. Gene Ontology annotation, biological process: binding of sperm to zona pellucida; prevention of polyspermy.
GUCUGGAUUACACCUUUCUUAAACCAUGGCCAAAUGCUGGAGAGCCACCUCGUUAGUGGCUCUAGCACUGCUAUGCUGCUUUUAUGGGACCAAGGUAAAAGCUUGGCGACCGAAUUCCCCUUCUGGACAAAAAUCUCAUCUACAAAGUCAAAGUCCAAACUAUCAACAACUUCCAUGGCACUUUGCUGGAGGUGGUAAUAUGUCAGGCAGCCCUCACUCGAUGCCUUCAACAUCUCAUUAUCCUCCAAAGCAGAAAAACUACCAACCACCGAUGGGUCAACAGACACCAGAGUUCCAGAGGAUGAACUAUGAGGAUGCAUCACAUGUCCCACUCUCACAUUCACCACAACGAGAGAAUCCUCUCCCUGUCUUAUCUUAUAGCCAAUCACAACAGAAUCCUUUCCAUGAUUCUGACGUCCCACAUCCUCCAGUAGAGCUGAAGCCUCCAGUCUAUUUACCACCCGGGCUCCCACACCAUCCAGGACAGCCAAAGCCUCCAGUCUAUUCACCAUCUGGUGUCCCACACUAUCCAGAACAACCGAAGCCUCCAGUCUAUUUACCAUCCGAUGUCCCACAACAUCCAGGACAACAGAAGCCUCCAGUCCAUUUACAAUCCGAUGUCCCACAAUAUCUAGGACAACAGAAGCCUCCAGUCCAUUUACCAUCCGAUGUCCCACAAUAUCUAGGACAACAGAAGCCUCCAGUCCAUUUACCAUCCGAUGUCCCACAAUAUCCAGGACAACAGAAGCCUCAAGUUCAUUUACCAUCCGGUGUCCCACACUAUCCAGGACAACAGAAGCCUUCAGUCCAUUUACCAUCCAAUGUCCCACACUAUCCAGGACAGCAGAAGCCUACAGUCUAUUUACAACCUGGGGUCCCACACCAUCCAGGACAGCAGAAGCCUCCAGUCCAUUUACCAUCCGGUGUUCCACACCAUCCAGGACAACAGAAGCCUCCAGUCAAUUUACCACCUGGGGUACCACACUAUCCAGAACAACAGAAGCCUCAAGUCCAUUUACCAUCCGGUGUCCCACACUAUCCAGGACAGCAGAAGCCUCAAGUCCAUUUACCAUCCGGUGUCCCACACUAUCCAGGACAACAGAAGCCUCAAGUCCAUUUACCAUCCGGUGUCCCACACUAUCCAGGACAACAGAAGCCUCAAGUCCAUUUACCAUCCGGUGUCCCACACUAUCCAGGACAGCAGAAGCCUCCAGUCCAUUUACCAUCCGGUGUCCCACACUAUCCAGGACAGCAGAAGCCUCCAGUCCAUUUACAACAAGUGGGCUAUAAUCCUCCAACACAGCACAAUCAAGUUGUCGCACCACCUAUGGUCCAGUAUCCACAGCAGAAUCCUUCUUUCCCUCCACAAUACCGUCAGCCACACUAUCCAUCACAGAGGACACUUUCAUCCCCUCAACAACACAAUGGUCCAUCUCAGUCAAAGGGCACGGGCUACGCAGUUCCUCGAGGUUUUGCUGAUCAGCCAGCCCAGAACUCUCAACAUGCAGGACAGAAAACCGGGCAACAGCCGUCGCACCCUCACCAACCCAACGUAUGUGACGUAGCCGGCACCCAAAGAGUCCCAUGUGGAAGUCAUGACAUCUCUGCAGCUGGGUGUGAAGCCAUCAGCUGCUGCUACGAUGGCCAACGGUGCUACUUUGGAAAAUCUGUGACCGUCCAGUGCACCAAGGAUGGCCAGUUCAUUGUGGUUGUAGCUAAAGAAAGUACAGUGCCCGUUAUUGACCUGGAGACCAUUUCCCUGAUAGAAGAUGGUCAAGGCUGCACACACGUGGACUCCAACUCCGCUUUUGUCAUCUAUCAGUUUCCUGUGACCAGAUGCGGCACCGUCAUUAUGGAGGACUCGGGUGUCAUCGUGUACGAGAACAGGAUGACCUCCAUGUAUGAAGUGGCCAUGGGGCCUCUGGGCGCUAUAACCCGGGACACCAGCUAUAAUUUGCUGUUCCAGUGUAGAUACACCGGAACAUCUGUUGAGACUUUCAUCGUAGAAGUUCAAGCAAUAGCACAUCCUGUCUCGGUGGCUGCUCCGGGCCCAUUGAACGUGGAGCUAAGGUUGGCCAAUGGACAAUGCCACUCAAAGGGCUGUGUUGAAGAGCAUGUGGUCUAUAGCUCUUUCUACACGGAAGGGGACUAUCCUGUGACCAAAAUCCUGAGGGAUCCUGUGUAUGCGGAGGUUCGACUCAUCGGAAGAACCGAUCCCAACCUCGUCCUCUCCCUCGGUCGCUGUUGGGCCACAACCAGCGCAAACCCUCACAGUGUGCCCCAGUGGGACAUUCUGAUCGACGGGUGUCCGAACAGGGACGAUCGCUACAAGACUUCCCUGGUUCCAGUCGGCUCGGACUCUGGUCUUGAGUUUCUAAGUCACUACAAGCGCUUUAUUUUCCAAAUGUUUACCUUCGUGGACCCCAGCUCUCUCGUACCACAGAGGGAACAUGUCUACAUUCACUGCAGCACGUCUGUGUGCAACGCCGGUGCUGGCUACUCCUGCGAGCCCAUGUGCUUCAGGUUAAAGAGAGACGUGGGUUCUACUCCCCGGCCGAGCGAGGACUCAAAGGUUGUGGUCUCUUCGGGACCUGUGGUCAUGAGCGUCCGAUGAAGAGGACAAAGAAAAGCUUCCAUUGGGGGGGGAAGGUUUAUCAAAGCAUUUGGAACGUGACUAUUAUGUUCGUAGUGGUGCUGAAGGGAAAUGU